UUGAGUGAUAGCAGUCACAGUUGAAUUUGAUUACUCUUCAAUCACAACACUAACAAAAAAAAAAUCAAUUAAAAUGAAAUCAUUCGCAUUUGUUGUCAUCGCUGUUGUAUGCGCUACUCUUGUUGCAGCCCAAAAUGACGAAUUGGACAAAUCCAUGGACCACUGUUUGGAAGUAUUAAAUCUGAUGGAGGUCGAAACUCUCAGUGAUGAACAAAAAUACUGCUUUUAUGGCUGUAUGCUUCAAGAAUUUUAUUUGAUUGACGAAGAUGGAAAAUUUCUAACAAAUGGAACUCAGAGUUUUAUUCGCGAACUUUCAACUGCAGUUGAACCUGAAUAUCUAGCCAAAUAUCCAAAUCUUGAAAAAGAUUUGACUAAAUUGGAGCCAGAACUUAAAAAUGCCACCAAUGCAUGCACUGCAGGCAAAAUUGUCGGCAAAGCCGUUGCUGGUGUGUUCGAAACAGUCAGCGAGUAGUAUUAUCUAAGAUUGAUUAUCUAAGAGAAAACUAUCAACAUUUUCGGACAUGGCCAAACCGAAAAUUUAUAUUAAUUGAAGUGUUACAAAAUUGCAUUUUCGAUAUUUAUUUUUAUAUUUACAACAACGAAUAAAUCUUCAAUUGCACAAAAAAAAU
Messenger RNA from Contarinia nasturtii (swede midge), 629 nucleotides. RefSeq lists its product as uncharacterized. The coding region runs from base 74 to 472 and encodes 132 amino acids. The record is from RefSeq and is a predicted model, not a curated record. Gene Ontology annotation, molecular function: odorant binding. Lineage: Eukaryota; Metazoa; Arthropoda; Insecta; Diptera; Cecidomyiidae. The transcript has 3 exons.